AUGGCAGGCAGCAACAACGGCCUCACUGGAGGUAUCUAUACUAACCGGCGGUGUCUAGAUGAAGUCCUCUUUGCCACCUUCAUCGGGUUGGCUUGGUACAACGCCAUAGAGCUCGUGGUGAUCUGUCUCACAAUGUUCAAACGGUGGCGGGGCGCUUACUUCUGGAGUCUUCUUGUCGCAUCAAUGGGUAUUAUCCCAUACGGCCUCGGUUUAUUCCUGAAGUUCUUCAACAUUGUCCGUCAUAAUUAUCUUGGAACACAUACCCUGGUGACGAUCGGUUGGUGUUGCAUGGUGACAGGCCAGUCAAUGGUCCUGUGGUCGCGACUCCAUCUGAUUCUGUUGAACGAACGGCUCCUACACGGCAUCCUUUACAUGAUCAUCUUUGAUGCCAUAAUAUUCCAUAUACCGACUGCGGUGGUUGCGUUCGGCACUAAUGCACCAAGCCAUCCGAUCGCUUUCGUCAAGGCAUAUAAUGUUCUUGAAAGAGUACAACUCGUUGGAUUCUGUGUCCAAGAGACAUUCCUAUCCACCUUAUAUAUUUGGGGUACAUUGAAGUUCUUAAGGCAUGCUGAUGUAAACCGUUAUCGGUACAUCUUGCAUGAACUCCUCAUCAUCAAUGUGAUUAUUAUUCUCCUGGAUGGCUCUGUGGUUGGUACGCAGUAUGCCGGCCUGUAUUCUGUGCAAACCACCUUCAAGGCAUUGGUGUACAGCAUCAAGCUCAAGCUUGAAUACGCUAUCCUUCGGAAGUUAAUCAAGGCUGUUAAUGUACCUCGUGCACAAGAGCAACGCUCACCAGAGCAACCCAAACCAAGGAGCGAUACAUCAGAGCAAUCCAAAACAGAACAACGCACUGCAAGCCCCUCCGAAGGCACAGUGACUCGCCUAAGCAUGCAGGAAGUCUCUCCGGGGCCUUCAAGGGUCCUCACAACAACCACCAUAGUCUUCUCUCAAAACCUGCAGGCGAUUGGACAAGGCUCCCACCGGGAAAAACACAGCGAUAUUUCACCGCUGAUCAGGUCUAGAGGAAAAUGA
This is a messenger RNA of Aspergillus udagawae, 1032 nucleotides long. RefSeq lists its product as uncharacterized. The transcript has a single exon. The record is from RefSeq and is a predicted model, not a curated record. NCBI's taxonomy places the organism in Eukaryota, Fungi, Ascomycota, Eurotiomycetes, Eurotiales, Aspergillaceae. The coding region runs from base 1 to 1032 and encodes 343 amino acids.